Mytilus californianus (California mussel) is the source of this 7033-nucleotide messenger RNA. RefSeq lists its product as uncharacterized. The transcript has 5 exons. NCBI's taxonomy places the organism in Eukaryota, Metazoa, Mollusca, Bivalvia, Mytilida, Mytilidae. Gene Ontology annotation, biological process: male meiotic nuclear division; regulation of double-strand break repair via homologous recombination; homologous chromosome pairing at meiosis. The coding region runs from base 94 to 6435 and encodes 2113 amino acids. The record is from RefSeq and is a predicted model, not a curated record. Gene Ontology annotation, cellular component: nucleus.
CUUCCUUGACAGUCACAUGAUCGUAAACCCAGAUAACAAUUUGACAAUAUAUUCACAAGGAUUUCGUGACAGUUUCAUUAUUAUAGGAUAAUUAUGACACAAAUAAGAAAAGACGUGUUAACGUUUAUGCCAUUAACGUGUACAUGGGCUCGUGAACUGAUGGAGAAUGUGGAGAAAACUUGUCUUUCAAAGGGACCACUUAGAGGUUGGAUUCCCAUGAAAAUGCAUAUAGUUGACAACCCUGAUCUUGAAGAGGCAUUUGAAGAUAGAAAAGCAGCUCUUAGAAAAAUGGGAAGAACAGAAGAAGAAUUGAAAGAGGAGUUCGGUUUUUUAGCUGAGUCAUGGAGAUCUGUUGUGAGCAUGUGUAAAUAUGGAGUCCGAUGCUCAGAAAAAAAGACAAAUAUAUUGGGUGACACGCGUGCUGGACUUCACUUGAAUAGAAACUACGAUAUGCUUCUUCGAUUUAUGACUUUUAGGAACUUCAUUACUGCCAGAUGCAUUGUCGUACUGAGGGUGGUUCCAGGGAGGGUAAAAAAGGUAAUGCCUAGGUUCAAAGGAAGAACACUCCUUCAUCCGUCAAAACACUACGAUUCACACACGUCUAUGAUACAACCUGAUCCAAACAUAACUAUAUGUGAAGGACUUGCACAUAAUUUUAUUUAUAUAUACCAACUGGAUGAGAAGUCUAAGCUUCCUCUGAUGCAUCCUCGUCAAGCGGUACCGUAUGCAGUAAUACAAUUGAGACAGCCAUAUCGUGUCACAGUAAAUCGGCCGUUCCUGUCAUUUCGUGAUAGAUUUCUUGCACAGAUGAAACACAAAGAAGCAACAAACGGUAACAAGAGUUAUAGAACUUAUAUAAAAAGGCGUCAUUUAAAAGGGACUGAAAGGAAAAGAAGCAGAAGUCGUAGUCGUAAAAGUGAUGAACGUAACAGGAAAAGUGAAUACUCGGAUAGUUCACAGGAAAGUGACAAUUCUGCUAAAAGAAGAAAGCGAAGAAAUGAAAUGCCUAAGCUUAAGCCCGUAAGAAAACGGUCAAAAACACCAACAAAACAACGAUCUUCCUCUGAGAAAGAUCAACCUGCAAAUGCUGAAACUGAUAAAUCUUGUAUAAAAACGAAACUUCAGAAAAUCGAAGAAGAGAUAAAACUACGUCAGUCAAAAUUGACAGUGUUACGACACAUUAAAUCAAACCAUGAUCUUGAGAAAAAUGAAAGCGAUGCUGUUAAAGAAGAGUUAACAACGAUUGAUAGUUAUUCGUCUUCCUUGACAGAAACAACAGGUUGUGAUGUAGAAUUUGCACCCAAAAUCAGUUGUGUUUACUCUACCUCUAGCAUCGAAAAUAUUGACAUGGUCGAUCAUGCCAUAAUUAGGUACAGGGAACUAAGUAGUGGUGCCUCAACACCUACAUUAGAUGAACCUGGAGACCAAGGAGCCAAACAGUCUGAGAAUGUUGCGUGCGGAAAACAUUUAGAUAUGACAGACAAUACAGAUAGGCAAAAUCAAAUUGCCUGUUCAGUUACUGAUGAGUCUCAGUGUAGCACACAGAGAGAAAACAUAGACAACUGCAAAAUAACACUUGAUGCAAAGAAAGAAAAAAAUGAUGACAAUAAAGAAUCUAAAACCUAUAACAUGGAGGAAACAGAUAACUCAUUGCAAAUAGAGAAGAAAAUUGUGAAGGAGGAACUGGAACUGGAAAGUUCAAAACAGGAUGAUAGUAAUAACGUUGAGGAAUGUGUUAAACAUGAAAGUGAAGAACCAAUUGAAAGUUCGUCAACUGAUAAAAACAUUGACAUUAAAACAUUAUUUAGAGAAGCAAUUUACAAAAUGGAUCCCUCUGAUUUGUAUGAACUCUUAACAGAAAAAUUAGCUGGUGAUGAGGAAGAUCAUUCAAAUGAAGGUUUGCAACAACAAAAUACAGCAGAAAGCAACAAUCAACUUGACAAUGAACACAGUGGUGAUGUUGUAGGUCUAGACUUAUCAUGUAAGUCUAAAUGUAAUGUUCAAGGCAACAAAGUAGUUGUGACAGAAAAAAAGGCAAACGAUAACAAGAACAGUUGUGAUACAGAUUGUCAAAGUAAAAUACCUGAAAUAAGGGAAUCACCCAUGUCUCAUGCUGUUAGUGCUGUAGAAGAUCAUAGUUAUUCUGCACCAAAGGAGUCUUGUAUUGCAGGUUUGGACAAUCUUGAUAUAUUGGCAAGUGUAGCAUCAGAGUUGCAAGCGGCUAAAGUAGUAGAUUUUAAAACUAAAAGUAAAAGUAAAGCGAUAACAUCUGCUAUAAACAUCUUAAAUGAAAACAAACAGGAGCAGGAAUACAUAUUUGACGCUGAAAAAUUCAACCCGAAUAUAAAGGGAGAACCUGUUGUUUCUUUAAGAAAGUUAGAUUAUAGUAAAACUCAUGACAUCAAACAACACGGUAAAGAGAAUGAAAAGAAAGCUUCAGAUAUUUCUUCCUCCACAAAGGAGGAUUCAUUAUUGAGGGUUAAAAUGGAACCACUUGAAAAUGAAAUUGAUCGUAUCGAAACAGGUCGUAGUCAUGCCAAAACAAAUCAGGUUACAAAUAAACGAAAAAAUGAUAAGAAAUUAAGCGGAUUAGAAAAAGAAUUGUCCUCUCUCAUAUCAUCAAGCAUAUCACCAGUUAUAGCUUCUACCAAACGAAAAACAGCUAAUUCGGUAGCAGCUGCCUUUGCUGCGUCAGAACAACCCCAUAUACAAACAAAAAACACAAAUACAAGAACCUCCAAACAUCACAAAAUAAUUAAGCAGGAUGACACAAAAACAAAGGGAGAAAAUGAACCUUCAACAAAAUCACCGAAAGAAUCAAAUAGCCAACAUGCCUCAAACCAUGGUAAAAUCUCAGGAAACCAAGAGCCAAAGUUUAUCUGCCGUGAAAAUCUUUUCGAAAAGUUCGCAUCGUCCGAUGUAAUAGAAAAAAGUUGUGAUAGGGAAACAAAUGAUUCUAAUGAAUUGUCUCCACCAAAAGUACAAAAAACAACUGCUGAAACACAAGAAAAAACACCACAAGAAUUCGCAAAGACAGUUAUUAAGCAAGAACCAGGUGUAUCUGAUGUUUUAGCAUCGAAAUCGCUGUCUUCAAUGUCCGUUGCUAACGUAUCGUCUGACAAAGCAAAUUGCAGUCGUAAACCUGGUGAUCAUCUUUUGAAAAAAUCGUUACUGUCACCAACUUCUGAUUUGGAUGAAUCCAUUAUUGAUCUUAUGAAUAAACAAGUAACUGAAAGCAUGAUGCAUACAGAAUUGUCUCUCAAUGGACUCUCUGUGAAUAUUAAGAAAGAACCGGUUAGUCCAAAAGAGGAACUUAGGUCAGAUGAAAACACACCAGUUACAAAAACAGAAAGCGGUAACAUAAACGAAACAUCAGACGAAUCAACAACUGAUGACAAAGGCAAAACCACAGAAGUAGAUCUGCCUCAAUCUAUUGUAAAUAUUAAGAAAGAACCGUGUAGCCCUGAUGCAGAACCAUUUUUUGAAAUUAAUAAAUUUACAGAGGAAAAUAAACCAAAAAAUCAGACGAUAGAAUCUAAUGCUCUUAAACAAUCCGAAAAUCUGCCAAUAACCACUGUAGAAUCACAGGAAAUCACCACCGAAAUCGACAAAACACUAAAAGAUCUGGAACAGGUUAUAGGUUUAUUUUCAGACAGGGUACGAAGCAACUCAGGAGAUGCUGAAAAAGAUAAUUGUUCACAUAACAAAAUUGGUGAAAAGGCAGUGAAGUCUAGUGAAACAGAUGUAAAAACGAAAAAGUUUAAAACAGUGUUGGACAGUACAUUAUAUGAUUCUAGCGAAAAAUGUAUAAAGGGAAGUGUUGUUAAAUGUACAGACCACCUCAGCAAUGAUAAACAGGAUGAACAAUUGAAAUCUACCCACUUAUCCAAAGAGUAUGUUACGGCCAACACUGGUGAGGAAUACAUGCCUAUUGAGGUUAUAACUGGCAAUGUUCCUCCAAAGAAAUCUUCUGCAAUUAUCAUAGCUUCAAAUUCAAUAACAUUGACUGAUCCGGAAACUACAAGUGUUACAUCUACCAACAGUUUAUCGAAAACAUCUGAAUCAUAUUUACAAAAUACUCCAGUUUCUUUGAAUAAACAAAGUAUUGAUAAAAUACAAAAUAAACAUCUGUCAAAAAAGCAAAGCAGCAAAACUGACGACACAUCUAGGGCUACACGUAUUCUCAAUGCAGUGUAUAAUGAAGUUACUUCAAAUGAAAAACAAACACUGGAUGUCGCCAAACGGAUCAAAAAGGAACCAGUUACAGAAGAUGAAUAUUAUGGUAUCACUUCGUCAAAGGCCAUCGAACCUCCGAAAAAGAAAACCGGUAAAAUUAAGACGACUAUAAAUGAAAAGCCGGUAAAAAGAAAAGUAUCAGAGUCGACAUACAGUUCAGAUUCAUCUCCAUAUAGGGAUUCAUCAAAAGUACACAUUCAAAAUCGAACUAGCAAACAGAAAACACCAACAAGGAGUGAGAAAGGUAAGGCCACUGAUAAGCAACAUAAAGACCCUGGUUUAAAUCAAUUGGAAGCAAUACGUACUCAUUAUUCAACAUCGACAAUUAAUGAUAACCAAGAUAUUAAGAAAACACUCCAUUUGAAUAGGGCUGAUGGAUUAUCAAAGUCAAGAAUACGUGAACGCAGAUCUAGGUCUAGAAGCUCCGAAAGUAGCUGUUCAUCUUCCACUGACAGCCCAGAGGAAAACUCCAGGAGGACAUCAAAUGCAAAAAACUAUUCAAGUUAUUCACGUUAUAAUGUAAACAGUUCUAAACGAUUUCAAUCAAUUGAUAACAGAACCUGGUUUGUCAAAAGCAAAUGGGAUAGUAAUGAAAGUAAACGGUCAAAUAAUUCUAUCAACAAUCAGUAUAGAUUUGGUUCACCUUCUAAGAAAAGCUAUAACAACACUGUCAGGUUGAACGUUAACCCUUCCAGGACUGCUAGUCAAUCACAGUAUCGUAUGGGGAAGCAGUCAUACAUUACAUCAAACUCGACCAAUCAAAAUCAAAGGAAAAGUUACAUUGGUGGACAUAUUCAUAAUCAAAGCACGUUUUUUUCUCCCAGUCAUAGCAAUCAGGUUAAGGCAGCAAAUAUCACUUCAACAUCUUUUGGUUCAUCCGGUAGUAAUAGUCAGAAUGAGAUAAAUGAUAGGAGCAAGAAUUUGAACACUUAUCCUAGGAUUUCUAUAAAACGAGAAAAAAGUAAUUCAUUAGAUAGAAAUGAAACAUCAGAGUUUAAACGACUCCGUAGUGUUUCCCCCGAUCAUGACAGAAGAUACGACAGGAAAAGACAGAGAAGUGAUUCACGCGACAGAACAUUGUUAUCUACGUAUAAAAAAUAUAAAAAUGAUGACCGUGACCGUAAAUCGUUUUUCAGAAAAAGUAGAAUUCGUAGUAGGUCACGUGACAGAGAUAGUAGUAGUUCUAGUGAUCGUAGUUUGUCCUCGAAGAAUCGGAUCGCUUCUUACCGCAGUGCAUCUCCAAAGAAUAGGACAAGCUCUAACCGUAGUUUGUCACCUAAGAACAGGGCAAAUUCGUAUCUGACCACCUUGUCCCCAAAAGACCGUUUAAAUUCUUAUCAACAUGCUAACAAUGCAAGGUAUGAUUCUUAUCGCCAAACAUCCCCAAAGCGUCACACAAGUGGUCUGAUCAGUGAUGUAAGUUGUCGAGAAUACCCUUCAAGCUCAUCAGGCAGUAAGGAAACCAAAGAAUCAGAUAUCAAUAAUACAUUAUCAAAGGCAAUGUCAACUUUGUUGAAGAAGAUAAUUUUCGAUGAUAAAAGUAAUGAUAACAGUAAGGAGGGAAGAAUGGCGGAAAUGGUUCUAGACAUGGUAAAAGCGCGAGUGACUGAAAAUAAAAUUAAUCCUGGUGACACAUUUCCUAAUCAAUCACAGUCAAUAUUACAAGAACCACAUAAAUCUGCAAACGAAGUAAAAAGACCAUAUUCUAGUAAUACAAAUGCCUCAACAAGAACACAAGGUUCAUCUACGUUUGAACGACCCAGGACUACAAGAUUUUCGUCGGUAAGCAGACCGACAUACAGUAUGGUAAACAAACCUGCCUACAACAAUUACAACCGAUCAAAUUACAGUUCAACAUACAACAAUCAGUAUAAAACAAGAUAUAAUCCAAGCAUGCGAUCACGUGGUUUCUCUAGUAAAAGAGGAUUCAUUUCUUCUUCAAGGCCUUGGUCAACUACAAUAUCAAAUUUUAAUAGCAGACCUUUUGAUUCUAGGUCAAGUUUUAGAAGCAGAGGAAGUAAUAGGCCUAUGCAUCGGGGUAGCUACCAAAAUGUAUCCUCACGAGGUAGUUCGAAAUAUCCAGAAAGGGAAAGUAGGUCUAGAGACCGAAAAGAGAGUCUUUCUAGAGACGUGAAAAAUGAUCGCUCUAGAAACAGGAAAGAAUUCCAUUCUAGAGACAGUAGAUCGACCUCAAAGUAGAUACAGGUGACACAGCUGAUGUUUGAUCUCAUUACACUUGACUUUGUAGUGGAUAUUUGUUUGAAAUCUGAUAUCUGGUUGAUUUGUUAACAAAAUGUAAAUACAGAUUGUUUCCUUCAUCCUUAGAUAAAAUGUACUGAUAUACUGAUAUCAAGUGUAAAUGUGGAUUGGUGAUAUUAUAAUGUCUUGAAACCAAAGAAUUUAUCAUUUACAAAAAAUGCAAAGCAGAUUGUGUUCUUGUGUUGGUAUUGGGACUGGAAUCAUUUUGAAAACAAGAAAAUGCACACCAACAAUUAAUCUAUUGACAUUUUAAAAGUUACAGUACAAAUAAAUAGGUUUUUUUUUUAUUUCAUCUAUCUAUAUAGUUUUUCAUAAAAAAAUUAAGGUUGAUCAGGAAGAAAAUCAUAUUGUUAAUAAAACACAAUUUUGUAUAAUUAUUUAUUUCUCAGUUAAUACUAAUUAUGUACAUUGAAAUAUGAUAGUGUGAUCGAUAUUUGUUUACUAAUGAUUUCUAUUAAUUUAAUAGUGUUUAAAUUGAUCUUUAUUAUUUUCCUUUUUCAAUCUGUUUGUGAUCAAUAUAAUUAUCUUCUUUUCUGCA